Molecule: messenger RNA, 4000 nt
Organism: Fragaria vesca subsp. vesca
Lineage: Eukaryota; Viridiplantae; Streptophyta; Magnoliopsida; Rosales; Rosaceae
Product: serine/threonine-protein kinase TIO-like
Exons: 23
Coding region: 1-3816 (1271 amino acids)
Biological process (GO): protein phosphorylation
Cellular component (GO): cytoplasm
Molecular function (GO): protein binding; protein kinase activity; ATP binding
Source: RefSeq, a predicted model, not a curated record
AUGGGUGUCGAGAAUUAUCAUGUAAUUGAGCUUGUAGGUGAAGGUUCCUUCGGGAAGGUAUACAAGGGAAGACGCAAGUUCACAGGCCAGACUGUUGCGAUGAAAUUCAUUAUGAAACAUGGGAAAAGUGACAAGGAUAUCCACAAUUUAAGACAAGAAAUUGAGAUUCUAAGGAAGCUGAAGCAUGAAAAUAUCAUUGAAAUGCUUGAUUCCUUUGAAAGCCCACAAGAGUUUUGUGUUGUCACAGAGUUUGCACAAGGUGAACUAUUUGAAAUUCUUGAGGAUGAUAAGCACCUUCCAGAAGAACAAGUUCAAGCAAUUGCUAAGCAAUUGGUGAGAGCAUUGCAUUAUCUCCAUUCAAACCGCAUCAUCCACCGUGACAUGAAACCACAAAACAUUCUCAUUGGUGCUGGUUCUAUUGUUAAGCUUUGUGACUUUGGGUUUGCACGAGCAAUGUCCACAAAUACUGUUGUUUUGCGAUCCAUAAAAGGUACUCCCCUGUACAUGGCUCCUGAACUAGUGCGGGAACAACCUUACAACCACACUGCAGAUUUAUGGUCUCUCGGAGUUAUAUUAUAUGAAUUAUUUGUUGGCCAGCCUCCAUUCUAUACAAAUUCAGUAUAUGCACUAGUUCGGCAUAUAGUGAAGGAUCCUGUCAAAUACCCUGACAACAUGAGUUCAAGUUUUAAAAACUUUCUGAAGGGGUUGCUCAAUAAGGUGCCUCAAAAUCGUUUGACUUGGCCAGCUCUUUUGGAACACCCAUUUGUUAAGGAGACAGCUGAAGAACUGGAAGCUAGGGAAAUGCGGUCUGCUACUGCUGCAGAAAGGGGGUGCGUUGCAGCAUGGAGGGGUGAGGGAAACAAAAUCCAAACACCAGGUGGCUUGGCCGUUUCUAGUCCUGUAGGUAUAGUCACAUCUACAGCUUCUUCAGAGGACAACAGUGGAAUAAGUUUUCAGGAUGAUGCUCAAUCAAAUAUUCCAGACUCCAAAGCAGUCAAUUCUUCUCCUAAUGAGGAGUUUCCUGGGUUUGCAAAUCCUGAUGAAGUUAAACAGUCAGGUUGUCAAAUUCUCGACAGACUGGAAAAUAACUCGCGUACGGUUAAAGGUGCACUAAUAAUUGGUCAAGAUAAUGAAGCAUUAGCACAUGUUUUGCUACCCAUAAAACGAUGCUCGCAAGGAUCCCAAAAUUCCAGCAGGGAUCAAGAUAUUCUUACUUCAAAUCAAUCCUUAAGAAUCCUUUCAAACUUAGUUGCAGUUGGUGCCAUCACUUCCAGUGGGCUGCUUGAUGAAAUCAUACAUGAAAUUCUUGUUUAUACCACCUUCAUUGUGAGCAUCAAAUCUUCUGAACUGAAUGAGUUAAGAGCAAAGAGUUUCUCAAUAAUCAAAGUUUUGGUAGACAAUGUUGGACAUGACAUUGGAAGCUCAUAUUUCAGGCACUGGGUUGCUUUAGCUGAGAUUUUUUCACAGGUUGUUGGUUGCAGUGAAGAUGCAUCUGGAAGAGUUAUGCUUGAAUCCAUAGCUUGCAUUACUGCCAUGUUAACAAGAGUUAAUGAGGGCCUUAAAGUGUUAUUCUCAACUCCAGCUCGCCAGGAGAUUUUGGAUCAUGCUAAAACAUCUGGUUUAGCGGAUCAGCUUUGUCUCUGCUUAGCCACUGCUGGUGCAAGUCUUAUUUCAGGUUCUUCAAAUAUGUUGCGCUCAGCGUGUGAAGCAUGCAGGGCUAUUUGGUUAUUGGUAGAUGCAUCAGAGUUUUUUUCUACAAAAGGAAAUGUCGUUUCCUUUCCGCUGAACACUAUGGCUAGUCCAGCAAGGGAUCAAGAUCGGGGAGGUUCUGUGAUUUUGAUAGAAUCAGCAAAACUUGUAGCUGUAGUUACUAGAGCAUUAGUUAGAUCUAAACCAGUUCAGGUUGCCAUCCAUUAUUGCCUUCAUCAACGUCUUGAGGCUUCACUCUAUGCUGGUAUUCAGCUCUUGUUGAGGUGCUGCUUGCAGAGUGGAAUUGUUCCUGGCAUUCUCUGUGGCCUGCCUAGUUCCUUACCUGUAACUACUGUUGUCAGUGGUGGAGGUGAUAGGACCAUUAUUUCAGAGAUAUUCUCUUUGUUGUCUUUAUGCAUUUCAUCUCAAAAUAAAGAUCCACAAGCAAUUGAGACAACCAACUUGAAGAGCAAAAUAAGCGAUCCCAAUACAUUGGUCAUGCAUUCCUGCCUCAUCCUUGCAUCAGUGGCACAAUGUUUAAAGGCGACUGGAAGAAAUUCUGCAUUGUUUAUGCUUACUACAUCCUCGAAGAAUCAGCUUUCUCGACUUUCUGUCCUUGCUCAUCACUUUUCUUCUGGUGAGAGCACAAAUACUUCCUCUCGAGCUCACAGUGCAUCAGCCAUGUUGGCACUGGCAUCUAUUUUGUCCCUUGAAUCUGGAGCUUCUGUUGGUUCCUCUGUCUUUGAAGUAGCUGUGCCUUUGAUUCCUCAAACCACCACACUUUGUGAAUACCUCAAACUUCCAUCAAACAGUGAGAUUGUCUCAGGUCCUAAUGGCACCAAUGGUGUUCUCUCAAAUUGGCAUGGCCUUAGGGAUGGAUGUGUUGGCCUUCUGGAGGCGAGAUUGAGGUGGGGAGGACCUUCAGCUGUCCAACAAAUGUGUGCAAGCAAUAUCCCUCUGCUUCUAAUCAAUUUGUUAGCCAAAAACCAACAAUAUUCUUCUCCUGAAGAAGAAUCCAGUGCAAGUGAUCAAGUUGGGCUUUCCCCUAUAGGAGUUGUGUGGACAGUAUCAUCUAUUUGUCAGUGCCUUUCAGGUGGAGCUUUAACCUUUCGUCAGAUUCUGCUUAGAAGUGAUCAUAUCAAACUCUUCUCUGACUUGAUAUCCGAUACGCAUCUCAAACUUGUAAAGUCCUGGGCUGGGCCUGGUGGAGGAAUGGAUGGCGUAAGAGAUAUAACAAACGUAGGAGUGCCUGGUAUCAUUCUUUGGUGUCUAGAACAUUUGGAGUUAAAAGAUUUGGGAAGACCUGUGGCCUUUCUGGCUAAGAUGAUAGCUCAGCGACCAUUGGCAGUUCAACUUGUGGGUAAAGGCUUGUUGGAUCCUACUAAGAUGAGAAGAUUGCUGGAUCGUUCAAGCCCAAAAGAAGUCAUUCUGGAUGGUCUGAUGAUUGUUUCUGAUUUGGCUCGCAUGGACAAGGGAUUCUAUGAAUACAUUAACCGGGCUUCUCUGCUGGAGUUCUUCAAGGGAUUUCUUGUUCAUGAAGAUCCUAGUGUGCGUUCGAAGGCUUGCAGUGCUCUAGGCAACAUGUGCCGGCACAGCUCCUAUUUUUACAGUUCCCUUGCAAGGAAUCAAAUCAUUGGCCUCCUUAUUGAUCGAUGCUCUGACCCAGACAAACGUACACGGAAAUUUGCUUGUUUUGCUAUUGGAAAUGCCGCUUACCAUAACGAUAUGUUGUACGAAGAGCUGCGGCGAUCUAUCCCCAAGCUUGCCAAUUUGUUGCUUUCAUCUGAGGAAGACAAGACAAAAGCAAAUGCAGCAGGUGCACUAAGCAAUCUUAUCCGCAACUCCAACAAGCUUUGCGAAGACAUUGUAUCCAAAGGAGCCAUGCAGUCUUUGCUGAAGUUGGUGGCAGAGUGUUCAGAGCUAGCUCUGAAUCCAAGUAGGAGAGAUUCGGCGCAUGAGUCACCUCUCAAAAUAGCUCUGUUUUCAUUGGCAAAGAUGUGCUCACAUCCGCCGUGCAGAGACUUCCUCCGUUCAUCUGACUUGUUCCCUGUGAUCGGACGGCUGCGGCAAUCCCCAGAAUCAACAAUUGCCAACUACGCAUCUGCCAUUAUCAACAAAGUUGCCUGAUCUCCUCAACCAAGUUUUGCAUCAGCAACUGCCACUAAAUAGGGCAUUCAUCAUGGGGUAAGCACACUGCUUGCUGCAAUAGUAUUCAUAUAUGUACGUAUGUAAUAUGUAUAUGGAUGAUCUGUAUUGUUUUCUUUUUCCUUUAGUUGUUCCAACUAUAAAUGAGCACACAUCCCUUUCCUUC